Molecule: messenger RNA, 2351 nt
Organism: Stegodyphus dumicola
Lineage: Eukaryota; Metazoa; Arthropoda; Arachnida; Araneae; Eresidae
Product: zinc finger protein 85-like
Source: RefSeq, a predicted model, not a curated record
GUGGCUAAGGAUAAAUGUGCAUUUAAUUACAUAAUUGACAUUCGUUUGUUUUACAAUGGUAACACUAAUGCACUGCUUCUGUACCGUCUACACCAAUCAGAAAUCUCAAUUUUAAAAUACAUAUUGAGCAUGCGCGAAAAUGCUCCGAAAUUCGAGUUUCUCCAAAAUCGUCUUAGAGAUUCUUUGGCUUAGGUACCACAAUUGGCGCGCUUAUAAAUCUCGUAAAAAGCGCUAAGCAAGGCGCCUUGAAUAAGUGGGCGAUUCUGCAUCUAACUCCCCUAGGGAAAUCCACUCAAAAUAGUAGACUCCAUUUAUCUUGCACAUUACGCGAAUGAACCUAUGACGCUAAGUUAUCACUUGGAGAAAAAAUUAUUUAUAUCUUCAUAUAAACCAGAAAAUCUCGUAACUUCUACGUUUCUUCUCGUGAAGAUCUGCGCGCAACGAAUUCCAUUGUUUCAUACUUAUUACGUAUGUAUUUUAAGCUUGAUUUUAUUCUAUGAAUUACUGCAGGUGUAAACCUUUUGUGCAAGUGUCUAUUUAAAAACUAUCAUACGAGUUCUUAACUAUAAGGGGCUUCUUUCCCAAAGCGCCAACGGGUUCGUUGUGUAAGAAAACCCCAAAUAUUGAAGACUGAUUGUGUUAUAAAGCUAAGCUCUAAGACACAUUGUGUACAGUGAAAUACGGAACGCUUUUACCAUUUUCAAACAACCUUCUUAAAAAUACGUUGUGCGUGAUGUAUACACUGCCUAACAACUUUAGAAUAUUCGUAAUGGUAAAUUUAAUAAUUGCAUACAUUGAUAAGUAAAGAUGUAUGCAUGCUCCACCAAGAAAUAAUGUAUAUGUGAUACAUAGCAGAUUUUUUUUUUUUUUUUUUUUAAUGAAAUGUUGUGUAAAUUCUGGCAUGUCUAUAUCACAGUAGAUGUGUUGCAUACCCAUUAUGUGUUAAUAUUUUUGUAAAGAUAACAAGAUGUAUAAGGUAGGGUACAACGAAAGCUAGUGUGAAGAAGCCAAGAAUUAUAUUGAAUAAAAUUUCUUGUUAGCGAGACCAUGUAACAUAUGUGCAGAACAUAAGAGUUUUUGUGAGAUAUGUGGAAAGUUAUAUGAUAUCAAGACUGCUUAUCUCUGUAGGGAUGAAACUAUGAAAAAUUCAUUUAUAAAAAAGAAAUAUUUUAAAAGAGCUGAUGAAUAUCCACCCAGGACAGAACCUCGUGUGUGAGGAACGUAAUUUUUAAUUUAAAUUAAAACAGCAUAUGUUUAUCCACACAGGAGUAAGUAUGUUAUGUAUGUGGCAUGUCAUUCAUGUAUAAGAGUACUUUAAGCAAACAUAUCUUUAUUCACACUAAAAUGGAACCAUAUGUCUGUGAAGUAUGUAACAAAUUGUUUAAAUUAAAAGAGCAAUUGAAUAUCCAUAUGCAUACCCAUACUGGAGCGAAGCCUUAUGUUUGUGGUGUAUGCAACAAGACAUUUAGACUAAAACGAGUUUUAAAUGUGCAUAUGACUAUUCACACAGGUGAGAAACCUCAUGUUUGUGAUGUUUGUAAUAAGUCAUUUAGGCAAAAGUGUGAAUUAACCCGCCAUAUCCUUAUUCAUACAGGAGAGAAACCUUAUUCGUGUGAAGUAUGUCAAAUGUCAUUUAGAGUAAAGUAUGGUUUGAACUCGCAUAUGCUUAUUCAUACAGGAGAAAAAUCUCAUGUGUGUGAUGUAUGUAGUAAGUCGUUCAAACGAAAGGACAGUUUAACGAAACAUAAGAUACUUCACACAGGAGAGGAACCUUAUUUGUGUCAAAUAUGUAAUAAUUCAUUUAAACGCAAGCGUACUUUAAACAGGCAUAUGCUUCGUCAUACAGGAGAGAAACCUUAUGUGUGCAAUAUUUGUAAUCAUUCAUUUAUUCUAAAGCGUAAUUUAAAAAACCAUAUGCUUAUUCACACAGGAGAGAAGCCUUAUUCUUGUGAAGUAUGUAACAAAUCCUUUGGAGUAGAAGCUUAUGUAAAACUCCAUAUGCGUAUCCACACAGGAGAGAAACCUUAUGUGUGUGAUGUAUGUAAUAAGUCAUUUCCAUAUAAGAAUGCUUUGAAGAAACAUAAGCUACUUCACACAGGAGAGAAACCUUAUUUGUGUGAAGUAUGUCAAAAGUCGUUUAGAGAGCAAUGUGCUUUAAAGAAGCAUAUGCUUAUUCAUACAGGAGAGAAACCUCAUGUAUGCGAGGUGUGCAACAAAGCAUUUACACAAACGGGUUCUUUAAAGUUACACAUGCUUGUGCACAUUAAAGAUAAAACUCAGGUAUGAGGCGGGGCUGUGGAGUCGGUUGGGAAAAUGACAGACUUUGGAAUUUUAAAGGUUCCGACUCCCUC